This is a messenger RNA of Onthophagus taurus, 1936 nucleotides long. RefSeq names its product monocyte to macrophage differentiation factor 2. Lineage: Eukaryota; Metazoa; Arthropoda; Insecta; Coleoptera; Scarabaeidae. The record is from RefSeq and is a predicted model, not a curated record. Gene Ontology annotation, molecular function: pore-forming activity. Gene Ontology annotation, cellular component: membrane.
AUUCAAAUUGAAUAAUUAAAUAAUUCAAUUAAACAAUUUAAAAAGAUCCUUUUGUUACCGUUUUCUAUUCAAAUCGUAAAAGGAAAUUUCCGUUUCUUGUCUCGUCGUCUUUUUAAUGGUAUAACUAGUAGUUGAACUCGAAUCGUUUAAUUCGACUUGGCUCCGGUCAAAGGUCGGGGUAAAACCGACGACGGCAGUGUUCUAUUCGAAAAAUACGGCGAUCGUGUCGUGUCGGCAAUCCAUUCCAUUGGAAUUAAUGGUUAUCGAUUUAAUUGCGAAGUCCCUGUAGCCUAAUUUCAAAGUUUCAGUUCUUCACGCGAUCAGUUUUAUAACAGUUUUCGAAGUGACUCUGAAAAGAACAGACAGAUCAAGUAAAGGUAUGAUAGAAAACGACAGUACAUUACAACAAUGUAUGGUGUUUAUUUCAAGAUUUGUUCCAUGGCAACAAUUGAGGAGUGUAAAAUGGAAAAACGAAAAACCUCCCCCAAAACAAGCUUACAUCCCCACCGAAAUCGAACACAUCGCAAACGUCCUAACCCACGCCGUUGGAGUCUUACCUAGUAUUGCAGCAACACUUAAAUUAUGGGAACGAUCUCAUUGUAAUGCCCAAAAGUUGUCUGCGAUCGUUUAUGGUGCCACCUUAGUGUUCCUUUUUGGCAUAUCCACAUCUUUCCACUGUGUCUUUUAUAGUAUUAGAAAAGGUGUUUUAAAAGACUUCCUCCACCGUUGUGAUAGAGCCAUGAUCUACAUAUUUAUAGCCGGUUCUUAUUUUCCAUGGUUAACAAUUCAACAUCUUCCAGAUGAGGGCUGGUCCUGCUCCAUGAAAUGGAUUGUGUGGAUAUUAGCAAUUUUAGGCAUAAUUUAUCAACAGCUGUUUCAUGAACGGUACAAAAUGUUGGAGACUGUUUUUUAUUUGGUGAUGGGAAUCUUUCCAGCACUUCCAAUUGUAACAGAGCAUUAUGGAUUUGAUGGUAUGAUUCAGUUGAAGAUUGGUGGGAUUUUAUACGUUAUUGGAAUCGUAUUUUUCAAAUCUGAUGGAUCUAUUCCAUGCGCUCAUGCAAUUUGGCACGUUUUCGUUAUUUUAGCUGCGAGCGUGCAUUAUUUUGCGAUACUCCAUAACCUAUAUCCUUUAAAACUACCUCUCGAGAAUGUAGAAUUUUGAAUGGAAUGAAAUCCUUCAAAUUAGUCUCCAAUUUUAUUUUUUUGCUACAAUUUAGCAAAGAUAACAUGAACAAAUUAAAUUUAAUUAAUUUAAAAAUUAAUUUAAUAGGAAAUCUGUGAUUUAUUUUUGAGAAUCUUCUCAAAUUUGGCUCUUUUCGUUUUAAAUGACAAUCUUUUUACUAUUUACAACGAAUUAUAGUUGCAAUUACUCCCAAAGAUUAUUUCCCCACUUUUUUAAAGAUUAUAAUUACUUAUAUAGUUUAAAUUUACCCUAGAUAACUUACGAACAAAAAGUUAAACUCACCAAAACAUUUUCACCUCCAAAACCCAACUAAACGACGCAACGUUUAGAUAAAAUGUGUAAAGAUACUCAGAUAACGGUGUUUAUUUAGGUUUAUUUCCAUAGAUAUGUGUUCUUUUAGAAUCAAGCCGGAAAGUAACAAAGAAAUGACAUUGUGCCAAAGAUAUUUUUGUUAUUAGAGCUUCCUUCUCCCUCAAAAAACCACUUCCGUCAAUUUGGUAACGAAAAUUCGAAUUAAAAAGUCACCAUUCCUUAUUCCCAAUUUAAUUAAGGCCUCGAUUAGGAAUCUAAAUUAAGUUAGGUUAGAAAAUGAUGUUUUCCCCUCCCAGUUAAACUUCCAACCUCAAUUAUCUUAUUGUUUAAUUUUAAUUUCUGUGAUAUAUCGAUGUAUUCCGAUGGAUGGUGAUUAUUUAAAAAAAAAAAUUUGGUAAUGAUGAACAAAACAAAAAAUACCAAAUAAAAGAUAAAUAAUAA